CAAUAACUCUCAACUUGAACGCAGCAUGAAAUUAAAGAGGAUUGAUAAUUUGAUAAACAAGAGAUUGUUUGAUGAAUAGAUUGAGGCGAUUAAACUAGUCUAGCAACCUGUGAGAAAAAUACCUUCUCAGCUCGAAUGAUAUUUUCACUUGUCACCAACGAUUAAAGAAUAAUCAUUAAAACAAUCUGUUGUAAUAUCGAUAAAAGAUAUGAUCUGAUCUAUGUUGAUUCUGUAUAUUCUGAUAAUUUUGAUCAUCAAGAUAAUGGCGCUUGAGGUAUCUUGAUUGAUCUUGAUUUACCCAAUCUAAUGAUGCUAUGCAUUUGGAUUGGAUGGGCUAAAAUUUGACAGCGAGUUUUCCCAUUAAAUUGAUUAAUCAAUCAUCAAUUGUUUUAAAAAGAAACAAUUGCUUCUAUUUGUUUUUAAGGGACAUAACCAGCUAACGCAUCAUUAAUUGUAGGGAAAAUGAAAUCUGAAAAUAAAUUUCUACAUACCUCUGGUACUCAACUGUAGCCACAAAUUUUCUAGUAAGUUGGUUUUAAUUAAUAAGGUGCUAGCAAUAAACAAUGUAAGUCUUUGAAACAAUAUUUGGCAUAAUUAUUCUGAUCAAGUCAAUUCUCAAUCUCCUUUUCAGUUUAUGUAUAUGAGUCUCCAAUUCAAUGCGCCAGAUGAAUUUUUUAACGUUUUUUGGGAUACUUUUCCUUUCAGUGUUUGCUUUUAAUUUUCAUUUCACUACGGCUGAUCCAGAUGAUACUGUUGAUGCUGCAGAGAUUAUUGAAUCUCGAGGAUUUAAAAGUGAGGUUCACACCAUUGUUACCCAAGAUGGUUACAUUUUAACCAAUUUUAGGAUUGUACAUCCAUUGAGUAAAAAUAUCAACUCUAAACCGAUUCUCCUUCAAAGUGGUCUCUUUGGAUCAGGCGAUGAUUUCAUUGUCACUUCACCUAAUGGGUUUCUUGACGAAUCCAUGAUUAACUUACGGGACUCUCCUGAAUCUAUCGAUUAUAAAAGACAAGGAAGUAAUUUAGGAUUUCUGCUGGCAAAUCUUGGCUAUGAUGUUUGGCUAACCAAUUUCAGGGGUAAUUAUUAUUCUCGUAAUCACACAAAAUUUGAUCCCGAUUCAUCAGAAUUUUGGUCAACUAAUUUUGAUGAAAUGGCAACAAUUGACUUACCAACCAUUAUUGAUUAUGUUUUAGACGAAACCAAAAAAGAGACUGUGGGCUACAUUGGUGUAUCUCGUGGUGGAACAACAAUGUUUGCUCUUUUGUCAGAUAAACCCGAAUAUGCUGAUAAAGUAAAACCCUUUAUUGCCUUGGCUCCAGCUGUGUUUAUUGGAAGAUCUUACCCAAGAUGGGUACGUCCAUUCAUUGAGAACAAUUUUCUAACUUCUUUGCUACUCGAUCACCCAUCUGAAUGUCUUCCGCGUCGAAUUUCAAAGCGACUCAGAUCUUGGACGAAAAUUCCCAUGGUUAAUGCAAUCUUCGCUAUGAUUAAGCCAUCUUUAAACCUGAUUUUCAGAGUAAAUGAGUCUCGAGCUGAGGUGUAUUUGUCUCAUUAUCCUGCUGGUGCACCUUGUUGGGACAUCGUUCAUUAUGGACAGUUUGCAUCGAAUGGAUUUCGAAAGCUAGAUUUUGGUGAAAAACUAAAUCUAGUAAAAUAUGGAACCUCCGAGCCGCCUGAAUAUCAUUUGGGGAAAAUCAGGUCCAAUGAUAUAGUUAUAAUUAAUUCUGUUGGUGACAGAAUUGUGCAUCCCGACAAUAUUGUCAAAUUGGUUAACAAUCUUAAUGUUAAACCAAAGAAAUGGAUUGUAAUUAACCAAACAGACUUUCGGCACGGUAAUUUCGUACAUUCUGAUGGUACUCAUGUAAAUUUUUUUUCGUACAUUUUUCAGAUUCUAGCUGGUUAUUAAGCUUACGUUGCUGCUUCAAAAUUUAAUGCGAUUUUUAUUAUCAGCUUGGUUAAUGACAUUUUAAUAAUAUUGACCCUUUUGGUUUCAUAUUUUCCUUUGUCGUAAAAUUAAAAGCUGUCGAUAUCAACUUGAUAAAUGGUCUCGUCUCAAUUUUCCGAGAAUUGUCUUUUGUAAUGUUACAAUUACAAAUGUAUUAAAUAAUACCAUGUCAAUCAGGAUAAUUACUUGCCAUUAAAACAUCUUUUUAUGUUUUC
Molecule: messenger RNA, 2158 nt
Organism: Tetranychus urticae (two-spotted spider mite)
Lineage: Eukaryota; Metazoa; Arthropoda; Arachnida; Trombidiformes; Tetranychidae
Product: gastric triacylglycerol lipase
Biological process (GO): lipid metabolic process
Molecular function (GO): hydrolase activity, acting on ester bonds
Source: RefSeq, a predicted model, not a curated record